Messenger RNA from Hyaena hyaena (striped hyena), 825 nucleotides. RefSeq names its product insulin like growth factor binding protein like 1 (gene IGFBPL1). The record is from RefSeq and is a predicted model, not a curated record. The coding region runs from base 1 to 825 and encodes 274 amino acids. Gene Ontology annotation, molecular function: insulin-like growth factor binding. The transcript is spliced from 4 exons. Gene Ontology annotation, cellular component: extracellular region. NCBI's taxonomy places the organism in Eukaryota, Metazoa, Chordata, Mammalia, Carnivora, Hyaenidae. Gene Ontology annotation, biological process: regulation of cell growth; regulation of signal transduction.
AUGCCGCGCUCACCCUCGGUCUUCCCGCUGCUACUUCUGCUACUGCCGCCGCUGGCCUCAGGCCUCGGACUCCGCGCCGCCGGCGGCCGGCGCCCCGAGUGCGGCCCGUGCCGGCCUGAGCACUGUCCGGCGCCCGCACGCUGCCCCGCGCCCGGGAUAGCGGCGCGCGACGAGUGCGGCUGCUGCGCGCGCUGCCUGGGCGCCGAGGGCGCAAGCUGCGGGGGGCGGGCCGGUGCGCGCUGCGGCCCGGGCCUGGUGUGCGCCAGCCGCGCCGCGGGGGCGGCGCCCGAGGGCACCGGGCUCUGCGUGUGCGCGCAGCGCGGCGCCGUCUGCGGCUCUGACGGCCGUUCCUACCCCAGUGUCUGCUCGCUGCGCCUGCGCGCCCGGUACGCGCCCCGCGCGCACCCCGGCCACCUGCACAAGGUGCGUGAUGGCUCCUGCGAAUUUGCCCCUGUGGUGGUCAUUCCACCCCGGAGUGUCCAUAACGUCACUGGGGCACAGGUAUACCUGUCCUGUGAGGUGAGGGCCGUGCCCACCCCUGUCAUCACGUGGAGGAAGGUCACACAGUCUCCUGAGGGCACUCAGGUGCUAGAGGACCUCCCUGGGGACCACGUCAAUAUAGCUGUCCAGGUGCGAGGGGGCCCUUCUGACCACGAGGCCACAGCCUGGAUUUUGAUCAACCCUCUGAGGAAGGAAGAUGAAGGAGUGUACCUGUGCUAUUCAGCAAACGCCGUUGGGGAGGCCCAGUCCCAUGGCACGGUGACUGUUACGGAUCUGAGUAAAUACAUAGGCCCCCGCUUCCCAGCUCCGGACGACCGCCUGUGA